This is a messenger RNA of Schistosoma mattheei, 900 nucleotides long. Lineage: Eukaryota; Metazoa; Platyhelminthes; Trematoda; Strigeidida; Schistosomatidae. The record is from the annotation of a GenBank genome assembly.
AUGGCUAAACUAGAGAUUAUAAAACCAAGUGAACUGUAUAACAUUUUGAAUCAGAAAUUUACUCACGCUUUCAUAAGUGAUCCAUGUUAUUGUGCCCUGUUUGACUCACGAACUGCUGACGACUAUAAUAAGUCACAUAUUAUAACAGCUAAGAAUUUGAAAAGAUUGAAUGCUUGUUCUUUCAGAAUACCUUAUGAGGCAGAACUUGACUGCAGAUGGAAUGUCAUUGUUUAUGAUGGGAAUACAUCAUCAUUGGACUCUGAAGGGGAUGCAGUUAGAGCUGCAAAGCUUUUGUAUGACAACGGGAGCCGUCACAUAGUUAAAAUACUGGAAGGAGGAUUUGAGACAUUUACUCGUUUAUAUCCAUACAUGAGAAGUGAUAAGAUAAUGUAUUUACCGCGAGAGCUUGAAUCGUUUUCUACUUACCCAUUAGAAGUUUUGCCGGAUGUUUUAUAUAUUGGUACAAUUCAACAUGCUGGUGAUCGUAAGCUUCAUAGACAAAUGAAUAUUGUAGCACAUAUAAAUUGUGCAUUAGAUAAUGACGAUCCCAUAUAUCAGAAUUGUAAAGACUCUAUGUUGAAUAUUCAACCAACUGAAAAUUGUGAACUGUUAUCAUUUUUGGACAACGCUUGUGAUUUUAUUCAAGAAAAACGAUUAAGAGGACAACGUGUUUUAAUUAUUUCAAAAUGGAUGUUUAAUCAGUCUGUAGUGAUUGCAAUUGCUUAUCUUAUUAAAUAUGAAUUAAUGAGUUUAAAAGAUGCAUGGAUGUAUUUACGAAAGAUCUGUAUACCGAUGCAACCAAGUUGGAAUUUUAUGAUACAAUUAGCUGAAUUUGAAUAUAAAUUACAGCGUACUGAUAAAUUGAUUCCAUUAACAGAAGAUGAUUACUAUGAAAGAUGA